Phaeodactylum tricornutum CCAP 1055/1 is the source of this 1918-nucleotide messenger RNA. Its product is annotated as isomerase glucose-6-phosphate isomerase. Gene Ontology annotation, cellular component: cytosol. Gene Ontology annotation, molecular function: monosaccharide binding; carbohydrate derivative binding; glucose-6-phosphate isomerase activity. Gene Ontology annotation, biological process: gluconeogenesis; glycolytic process; glucose 6-phosphate metabolic process. The record is from RefSeq and is a predicted model, not a curated record. The transcript has 3 exons. Lineage: Eukaryota; Bacillariophyta; Bacillariophyceae; Surirellales; Neidiaceae. Bases 111 to 1775 code for a protein of 554 amino acids.
CGCAGCCUUGCAAGCUCUUUUUACCCGACUGACUGAAAGAUACCCACAAGGAGAAUCUUGUUCAAUCCUCUCCUUGCAAGUCCUUUACACUUCUCCAAGCCUAUCCUACCAUGUCGGACCUGACGUCUUCUCCCGCUUGGAAAGCCCUUGAGGCCCAUUACGGUACCAUGAAGAACGUUCACAUGAAGGAACUAUUCGCCAACGAUUCCGAACGCUUUCACAAGUAUUCCAUGAAGUUCGAAGACAUUCUACUCGACUACUCCAAAAAUCGUGUUGCAGAUUCGACUAUGGAUCUGCUGUACGCUUUGGCGGAGCAGCAAGAUGUCAAGGGUAAGGCUCAGGCCAUGUUCAGUGGUGAAAAGAUUAACUCCACGGAAGACCGGACUGUCCUGCACAUUGCUUUACGCAACCAGUCCAACAAGCCGAUCUACGUCGAUGGUGAAGACGUCAUGCCCGCUGUCAACGAAACCCUCGAAAGGAUUAAAGCUUUUACGAAUCAGGUUCGUGACGGGACCUGGAAAGGGCAUACGGGAAAAGUGAUUACGGCGAUUGUCAAUAUCGGUAUCGGUGGAUCCGAUCUUGGUCCCGUCAUGGCCUGUGAAGCUCUCAAGCCGUACGCAGCCGACCAUUUGAAGAUGCACUUUUGUUCUAACGUAGACGGUACGCACAUUGCCGAGAUUCUUAAGCUUUGUGAUCCCGAAACAACCCUAUUCUUGAUCGCCAGUAAAACCUUCACCACGCAAGAAACCAUGACCAACGCCAACACAGCGAAAACGUGGUUGGUGGGCAACUUUGAUGGGGACGAGACUUCUGUCGCCAAACAUUUUGCGGCGUUGAGUACUAAUGGUGAUGCUGUGUCUGCCUUCGGUAUCGACGUCACUAAUAUGUUUGGAUUCUGGAAUUGGGUUGGCGGACGAUACAGUUUGUGGAGUGCGAUCGGGACACCGAUCGCCCUCGCUAUUGGUUUCGACAAUUGGAUGGAAAUGCACGCGGGUGCACACGCUGUCGAUCAACACUUUUUGCAGUACGAUGGCAAGGACAAUCUGCCUUUGACUUUGGCGUUGAUUGGUCUAUGGUACAACAACUUCUUUGGCGCUGAAACUGUGGCAAUUCUCCCCUACGAUCAAUACAUGCACCGAUUUGCAGCUUACUUUCAGCAAGGCGACAUGGAAUCGAACGGGAAGUACGUUGAUAUGAACGGCAAAAGGAUGCAAACCCAAACCGGUCCCAUCAUAUUCGGUGAACCUGGCACCAACGGACAACACGCUUUCUAUCAGUUGAUCCAUCAAGGCACCAAAAUUAUUCCUUGCGAUUUCGUUGCACCUUGUCAAAGUCAAAACAAUUUGCCCGAGAAGCUUGGUGCGCCUGUUGACCACCAUCCUAUUUUACUUUCCAACUACUUUGCUCAAACGGAGGCUCUAGCAUUUGGAAAGGAUGAAAGCCAAGUUAAGGCGGAAUUGGAUAAGACGGACAUGUCGGAGGCCGAAAAGACGGCGCUUGUCCCGCACAAGGUUUUCGAAGGCAACCGCCCUUCGAAUUCUUUCCUGUUCAAGAAGUUGACGCCGCGUACGUUGGGUAGUCUGAUCGCAAUUUACGAAAUGAAAAUAUUCUGUCAAGGCGCUAUUUGGAAUAUUAACUCGUUUGAUCAGUGGGGUGUUGAGCUCGGUAAGCAGCUUGCCAAGGCUAUUUUACCGGAACUCGACGGCGACUCCCCUGUUUCGUCCCACGACAGUUCCACCAAUGGUCUCAUCAACUAUUACAAGACAAACAAAUGAACUGUAGAGCAUUCGAGCUGGGACGUCUGGCGUGUUAAGAUGCAACAAAAUAAACGAUGUGAAGUAGGAAGCGAUUCCAAUGACGCAUGAAAGUUGUAGCUCUGCGUUAUAUCCAUUUAAUUUAGCAAAUCCAAUCGUAAAUA